GAGUACCAGCUCCCUAUUACCCUGAGGGCGGGCGGGCCUGCAGCCGAAGAAAGGAGGCGGAAAAGAAAUUGUCCCGGAUCCCUGCAGGUCUGCUGUAGCAGGUGGCACUGCUUGAAGCAAGGGAGGAACUUUCCCCCUCCAUCAGUGGAGAGCAGAAAGAUUGUUGGGCGUGGCAACACCUCACAGUAAAGGAAGAAGGGGCAAGCUGCUUGUUCCCAGGAGGUUUAUCUCCAGAACUAGUUACUGCAGCUUCGAAGUGACUGAAGAAGAUCGUUCUCCAUAGGCCUGCACUCAGGCCCGAAGCCCUCUUCCCCUAUUUUGAGUGGCCACUCUAUUUCCUGGUCCCUGCCGUUGUCAGGGACGAUUGCAUGGGCUACGCCAGGAAAGUAGGCUGGGUGACUGCAGGCCUGGUGAUUGGGGCUGGAGCCUGCUACUGCAUCUACUGCAUCUACAGAUUGGCCCGAGGAAGAAAGCAGAACAAGGAGAAGAUGGCCGAGGGUGGCUCUGCUGAUGUGGAUGAUGCCGGGGACUGUUCUGGGACCAGGUAUAAUGACUGGUCUGAUGAUGAUGAUGACAGUAAUGAGAGCAAGAGUAUCGUUUGGUACCCACCUUGGGCCCGGAUUGGCACUGAAGCAGGGACCAGAGCUAGAGCCAGGGCCAGAGCCAGGGCUACGAGGGCUCGGAGAGCUGUCCAGAAAAGGGCUUCUCCUAACUCAGAUGAUACUGUUUUGUCCCCUCAAGAGUUACAAAAAGUACUUUGUUUGGUUGAGAUGUCUGAAAAGCCUUAUAUUCUUGAAGCAGCUUUAAUUGCUCUAGGUAAUAAUGCUGCUUAUGCAUUUAACAGAGAUAUUAUUCGGGAUUUGGGUGGUCUCCCAAUUGUUGCAAAGAUUCUCAACACGCGGGAUCCCAUCGUGAAGGAAAAGGCUUUAAUUGUCCUAAAUAACUUGAGCGUGAACGCUGAAAAUCAGCGUAGGCUUAAGGUAUACAUGAAUCAAGUGUGCGAUGACACAGUCACUUCUCGAUUGAACUCAUCUGUGCAGCUGGCUGGACUCAGAUUGCUUACAAACAUGACUGUUACUAAUGAGUAUCAGCACAUACUUGCUGAUUCCAUUUCAGACUUCUUUCGCUUAUUUUCAGCAGGAAAUGAAGAAACCAAACUUCAGGUUUUGAAACUCCUUUUGAAUCUGGCUGAAAACCCAGCCAUGACUAGAGAACUGCUCAGGGCGCAAGUGCCAGCUUCGCUGGGCUCCCUCUUUAGUAAGAAGGAGAACAAAGAGGUUAUUCUUAAACUUCUGAUCAUUUUUGAGAACAUCAAUGACAAUUUCAAAUGGGAAGAAAAUGAGCCUGCUCAGAAUCACUUUAGUGAGAAUUCGCUUUUUUUCUUUUUAAAAGAAUUUCAAGUGUGUGCCGAUAAGGUUCUGGAAAUAGAGAGCCACCAGGAUUUUCUAGUGAAAGUAAAAGUUGGAAAAUUUGCAGCCAAACUGACUGAGCAUAUGUUCCCAAAAAGCCAGGAAUAACUUGGUGGCUUUGUAAUAUAGCAGCAACACACCUUGUAAACUAUUCUUUUUCUCCACCUUGUUUAUAUGGCAAAGGAAUCCUUUCAGCUGCCAGUUUUGAAUAAUGAAUAUCAUACUGUAUCAUUGAUACUGAUAUUUAACCGAGUUUGUCUUCAGGUUUAAGUUGGAUGAAUGAAUACUACUUGCCCUGAAAACAUGUUUGUUGCUUUUUAUCUCGCUGCCUAGAUUGAGAUAUUUUUACUGUUUUCUCUACAUAAGUGACAGUGAACCAAUUCAUCCUAAGUAGGCUCCUUUCUGUCAUUUGCAUUGAUUUUAUUUGUGUAUCAUCAAUAAAGAUUUAUGUUAAUGCUGGAAAGAAAUAACAGAAGAAGAAAGAAACUAUCCUGUUGUUUGGUUUAUAAUCUAGUUGUAGAGAUAAGAAACAUACAAAUAAACAAACAAAAAAACCAAAAAACCAAACCCUGAGAACAUUUGAAGCAUACAGUCUGUCAGAUGUGUACCUUCAGAACAGAGAAGAGGCAAAGGCUUUGGUGGCUGGCUACAUGAGUCAGUUUAAAGCUUUAGGGAGGUGAGAGCCAUUGAAAGGGAGUCCUGAAUCUGGUAGGGAAGUUAGUGCAUUCCAUGAGACCAGAGUCGAGGAGAAAUGAUGUAAGAAAAGCAUUGAUUUGGGAAGCCUUAUGGUAGUCAAAAUAGCCUUCUUCAGGUUAAGAGUGUGGGAAGUGGAACGAAGUAAUUCUGGAAAACUGUG
This is a messenger RNA of Alexandromys fortis (reed vole), 2265 nucleotides long. Its product is annotated as armadillo repeat-containing X-linked protein 3-like. Gene Ontology annotation, cellular component: mitochondrion. Lineage: Eukaryota; Metazoa; Chordata; Mammalia; Rodentia; Cricetidae. Bases 369 to 1517 code for a protein of 382 amino acids. The record is from RefSeq and is a predicted model, not a curated record. Gene Ontology annotation, molecular function: protein binding. The transcript has 2 exons.